This is a messenger RNA of Drosophila takahashii, 2851 nucleotides long. RefSeq lists its product as uncharacterized. Gene Ontology annotation, biological process: potassium ion transmembrane transport; stabilization of membrane potential. Gene Ontology annotation, molecular function: outward rectifier potassium channel activity; potassium ion leak channel activity. Gene Ontology annotation, cellular component: plasma membrane. The record is from RefSeq and is a predicted model, not a curated record. Lineage: Eukaryota; Metazoa; Arthropoda; Insecta; Diptera; Drosophilidae.
ACCUGCGAGGCAAGGACCGGGCAAAACAGCGACCAAAUGCAAGAUGAAUCCGGAUCAACCGAUGCCAAUUCAAACCGGGGCGCCGCCUCCGCCCCCCUCGCAGCUGACCGCCCACACAAUCGCCGUGUCCGCCGUCACCGCUGCCCCGCCCACCUGCUCCAUGGCCGCCCAUUAUGGCGGCGGAAUGGGCAUUCCGCCCACAUCGUCCGGCGGCGGUACGGCCGGCAACUAUGUGUCCAUCGGCAUCCUGCCCAGCAUGUCGCCCGCCCAGCUGCCCCCGCUCCUUCUGUCCGCUCCGCCCCCCGCGACGACGACCUUCAAGACCACGCCCCUUCUGCCCAUGCCCACGCUCGAGGAUAUUGAGGUGGCCAACCAGACGGGUGGCCAGAGCGGUCAGGUGGUCGUAUCCAUGGCUCAAACUUCAAUGGCGCCACAGGGCAUUUUAAAGUACCCCACGGCGGGCUAUGUGAGCGACUUGAUGGCACCGCCGCCCAACCUGUCGCUCCCCCUACCCCUGCAGCUGCCCCACCCCCCGCCGCCGCUGACCUCGAUGGCCAGCAGUACCGCCGGCAGCAACAACAGCAACAUUAGCAGCAGCAACAUGAGCAACAGCAACAACAGCAGCAAUUGCGGUACGCUGAAGAGCAAUGCGAAGCUGUUGCCGCUCCAGCUGAUGGCCACGCCCCCCAGCCGCAAGGAGCCGCUGACGCCCGCCCAUCCGCAGGCGGCUUCGAUUCAGGCCCAGGCUCAGGUGCAACACCAAUUGCAGCAGCAGCACCAACAGCAGCAGCAGCAGCAACAGCAACAUCAGCAACAGCGGCAACGCAAGCGGCAAGGAUGGUGUUCAUGCUUCGGCUCGGGGGAUGGUGGCGCCACGGGGGGCGGCGGCACUGGUGGCCCGGGGGAAACCGGAAAGACGCCACCCGGAUACGGAAGCAAGGAGAAGAAGAAGAGCCGCAAGGCCACCUCCCAAACAGUGUGGUCCGCCCUGCUCACAAACCUGGGCAUCUGCAUGCUUCUGCUCGCCUACACACUGCUGGGCUCCUUCAUCUUCCUGACCAUCGAGAACGAGGACUCGGCUCUGCUGCAUCAGCAGCACACUCUGGCCAGCACCAAGCGCAAUAUGGCUGGCCUCGGGAUCGGUAACAGUAUCUAUCAGUAUCAGCAAAGGACACCGCAGCAGCAGCAGCAGCAGCAGCCGCAUCAGGCGGUACAGGGACGUCAUGCGGACAAUGACACGGUGGCCGCUGCCGCCGCCAUUGCCGCCCAGGGAACGUUGGCCGGAAAUGCCAAUGCCGGCGGCCCCAAUCCAUUUGGGCCCGCAUCCAGUGGCGAUUUUGUUUACGGCCUGGACGGCAUGGAUGCGUCCGAUUUGGAGGCGGCCGGAAUGCCCCAGUUCGCCCUCUCGCCGGACACCUACGAUGUACGGCAGCGGACCAUCGAGAAUAUCUGGGACAUCACCGUCUCGCUCAACAUUCUCUAUAAGGAGAACUGGACAAAAUUAGCCGCACUUGAAAUAGCCAAGUUUCAAGACCAAUUAAUCAAGAGACUGAACGAGGAUGUUAUGCUGCAAUUAUCACACGACGAUGUGGCCAACGCCCCCUCCUCAUCCUCGUCGUCGGGCGCCUCUGGUGUUCCGGGGAGCAACAAUCCGGCCACGGAAGCCGUGCUCCUUCACACACACUAUCACCAUCAUCGCGCCGGAGGCGUCGGGGGCGUGGCAGUGGGCGGGGGACCGCCGCAUGAGUGGAAUUUUGCCAAAGCGUUUUUGUAUUCGCUGACCGUUUUGACCACAAUUGGCUAUGGAAACGUGGCACCGCGCACGACUCUGGGGAGGAUCGUGACCCUGGCGUACGCCUUCUUCGGCAUCCCGCUGACCCUGGUCUACCUGAGCAGCACGGGCAGCAUCCUGGCCCGCGUGGCCCGCGAGGUCUUCUCGAAGGCGCUGUGCUGCUGCCUGUGCUCGAACUGCGGCUACUGCUGCUACGACGAGAAGCGGAUGGCCGAGAAGGAGCGCCGGAUGCGCCGGAAGCGGCAGCAGGAGGAGCUGCGCAAGCAGCAGGCGGUCAUGCAGGAGCCGUACUACGUGCGCGAUGUCUUUCAUGCCACGCCCGAAAAGGAUGCGGCGGCCGCCGGAGGCGGAGCUCCGCCCCCGAAUGCCGGUGGUCCGGGGGGAGGAGGAGGAGGAGGAGGCUCCUCCGGCGGACUGGGCGACAUCGAUUCGCUCAGUGCCAGCGAGUCCAGGGGCUCCAUGCACGGCCUGAGCAUCCUGGCCCCCAUCCUCCUCUGCUUCUCGAUGAUGAUCAUCUACAUUGUCUUUGGGGCCGCCGUCCUGUAUCGCCUGGAGAACUGGCCCAUCCUGGACGGCAUCUACUUCUGCUUCAUGAGCCUCUCCACCAUCGGCUUCGGGGAUAUGCUGCCAGGAUUGCGCCGCGAAUCGAAUGCCACCACCUGGUUCUGCUCGGUCUACAUCAUGUCGGGCAUGACCCUCACGGCCAUGUGCUUCAAUGUCAUCCACGAGGAGAUUGUCCAUCGGCUGCGCAUAGUGGUGGAGUUCAAGAAGACGAGUGCCGCCAAUUCGGGCAGCCUGUCCGCUGGUGGUGCUGGCGGCGGUCCCGGUGGCUCGAUGAUGGACGUGGCGCACGAGGAGGGCGGCCAGUACUAUGUGCCGGCCUCUUGACACUACGAGAAGCGAGGGCAUCUCUACCAGCGCAACCCCACCGAAGAGACCCUGGUGACAGACACACCCACAUCGCUGGUGCUGAAGGACUAUGUAAACCACGAGCUGGUGCCCAUCCUGACCAUGGAUCCGAAUGGCGCCCGCCUGGCCCCCGCCCCUGCCCCCGCCUAC